Molecule: messenger RNA, 3021 nt
Organism: Chrysochloris asiatica (Cape golden mole)
Lineage: Eukaryota; Metazoa; Chordata; Mammalia; Afrosoricida; Chrysochloridae
Gene: SCUBE1
Product: signal peptide, CUB domain, EGF-like 1
Exons: 23
Coding region: 1-3021 (1006 amino acids)
Biological process (GO): signal transduction
Cellular component (GO): cell surface
Molecular function (GO): calcium ion binding
Source: RefSeq, a predicted model, not a curated record
AUGUCUCAGUUUUUCUCGUCGGCGGUUCACCGCUGCGAGGCCAGCAGCUCACUGCACACAGUAGGUGCUCAAUACACGCUCAAGAGCCGACGAAGUUGUCUUGUCUCCUUCUCUGCCUGGAAACCUGAUGGACAGCUGGACGGGACAGUGGACGUGGACGAGUGCUCUGAGGGCACAGAUGACUGCCACAUCGAUGCCAUCUGCCAAAACACGCCCAAGUCCUACAAGUGCCUUUGCAAGCCCGGCUACAAGGGGGAAGGGAGGCAGUGUGAAGACAUUGACGAGUGUGAGAACGACUACCACAAUGGGGGCUGUGUGCACGAGUGCAUCAACAUCCCGGGGAACUACAGGUGCACCUGCUUCGACGGCUUCAUGUUGGCACAUGGCGGACACAACUGCCUAGAUGUGGACGAAUGUCAGGCCAACAACGGUGGCUGCCAGCAGAUCUGCGUCAACGCCAUGGGCAGCUACGAGUGUCAGUGCCACAGCGGCUUCUUCCUCAGUGACAACCAGCACACCUGCAUCCACCGUUCCAAUGAAGGCAUGAACUGCAUGAAUAAAGACCACGGCUGUGCCCACAUCUGCCGGGAGACGCCCAAAGGUGGGGUGGCCUGUGACUGCAGGCCCGGCUUUGACCUAGCUCCAAACCAGAAGGACUGCACACUAACCUGUAACUAUGGGAACGGAGGCUGCCAGCACACCUGCGAGGACACAGACACAGGCCCCACGUGUGGCUGUCACCAGAAGUACGCCCUCCACGCAGACGGCCGCACAUGCAUCGAGACGUGUGCUGUCAACAACGGAGGCUGUGACCGGACGUGCAAGGACACAGCCACCGGCGUGCGCUGCAGCUGUCCAGUGGGAUUCACGCUGCAGCCAGACGGGAAGACGUGCAAAGACAUCAACGAGUGCCAGGUGAACAAUGGUGGCUGUGACCACUUUUGCCGCAACACCGUGGGCAGCUUCGAGUGCGGCUGCCACAAGGGCUACAAGUUGCUGACAGACGAACGCACCUGCCAAGACAUCGACGAGUGCUCCUUCCAGCGGGCCUGCGACCACACCUGCAUCAACUCCCCCGGAAGCUUCCAGUGUCUGUGUCAUCGUGGUUACACGCUCUACGGGACAACCCACUGCGGAGACGUGGAUGAAUGCAGCAUGAACAACGGAAGCUGUGACCAGGGCUGCGUCAACACCAAAGGCAGCUACGAGUGUGUCUGCCCCGCUGGGAAGCGGCUACACUGGAACCAGAAGGACUGUGUGGAGACGGGCAAGUGCCUCUCGCGGGCUAAGGCCUGGCCCCGGGCCCAGCUGUCCUGCAGCAAGGUGGGCAGCGUGGAGAGCUGCCUCCUCACCUGCCCAGCCCACACACUCUACAUGACAGACUCGGACAGCAGCUAUGUCCUGAGCUGCGAUGUUCCAGGUCCCCAGAGCAAGACGUUGCCGAAGGACAACAGCACCAGCCUCAGCUCUGGGCUCAGCUGCUCAGAUGCCCCCGUGCCCCCCCUCAAGCAGAAGGCCCGAUUCAAGAUCAGAGACGUCAAGUGCCACCUCCGACCGCGCAGCCGUGAGCGGGCCAAGGAGGCCCCACGGCAGCCACUGCUGGACAGUGGCCAUGUGACCUUUCUGACCCUCAAGUGUGACUCCUCCAAGAAGAGGCGCCGUGGCCGAAAGUCCCCGUCCAAGGAGGUAUCCCACAUCACGGCCGAGUUCCAGGUGGAGACGAAGGUGGAGGAGGUGACAGACACCUGCAAGGCAGACUGCGUGCGGAGACGAGCAGGGCAGAGCUUGCAGGCUGCCAUCAAGACCCUGCGGAAAUCCAUCAACCGACAGCAGUUCUACGUCCAGAUCGCGGGCACUGAGUAUGAGGUGGCCCAACGGUCAGCCAAGGCCAUGGAGGGGCAGGGGAUGUGCAGCACCGGCCAGGUGCCUCAGGAUGGCAAGUGUGUGAGCUGUGGGCCUGGCACCUACUUCAGCGGUGAACAUGGUCAAUGCCUUCCCUGUGAGCCGGGGACCUACCAGGAUGUGGAUGGCCAGCUCAGCUGUACACCAUGCCCCAGCAGUGAUGGGCUCGGCCUGCCAGGUGCCCGCAACGUGUCCGAGUGUGGAGGCCAGUGCUCUGCCGGCUCCUUCUCCGCUGAUGGCUUCAAGCCCUGCCAGGCCUGCCCUGUGGGCACCUACCAGCCCGAGCCAGGGCGAACCCACUGCUUCCCCUGCGGAGGGGGGCUGCUCACCAAGCUCGAGGGUGCCACUGCCUUCCAGGACUGUGAGACCAGAGUGCACUGCUCGCCGGGCCAUCACUACAACACCACCACCCACCGCUGCCUCCGCUGCCCCAUCGGCACCUACCAGCCCGAUUUUGGUCAGAACCAUUGCAUCUCCUGUCCUGACGACACCAGCACUGACUUUGACGGCUCCACCAACGUCACACACUGCAAAAACCAGCACUGCGGGGGCGAGCUUGGUGACUACACAGGCUACAUCGAGUCCCCCAACUACCCCGGUGACUACCCGGCCAACGCCGAGUGUGUGUGGCACAUUGCGCCGCCCCCGAAGCGCAGGAUCCUCAUCGUGGUCCCCGAGAUCUUCCUGCCCAUCGAGGACGAAUGUGGUGACGUGCUGGUCAUGAGGAAGAGCGCCUCUCCUACUUCCAUCACCACCUACGAGACCUGUCAGACCUACGAGAGGCCCAUCGCCUUCACCUCCCGCUCCCGCAAGCUCUGGAUCCAGUUCAAAUCCAAUGAAGGCAACAGCGGCAAAGGGUUCCAGGUGCCUUACGUCACCUACGACGAGGAUUACCAGCAACUGAUAGAGGAUAUUGUUCGCGAUGGCCGGUUAUACGCCUCCGAGAAUCACCAGGAGAUUUUGAAAGACAAGAAGCUGAUCAAGGCUCUCUUCGAUGUGCUAGCGCAUCCCCAGAACUACUUCAAGUACACAGCCCAGGAGUCCAAGGAGAUGUUCCCCCGCUCCUUCAUCAAACUGCUGCGCUCCAAAGUGUCCCGGUUCCUGCGGCCCUACAAAUAA